UCUUGAGCCAAAUAAGAUUUUAAUAAUUUCUAAAGGAUCAACUUGUUUGGCCAAGAGAUUUAUGUGUUCCACUUGGAACAACUUUUGAAUUCUUGUUUUUUGAAAAAAAAUGUUUGAAAAUUAAAAAAAUGACGAUGUAUGUACUUUGAAAGUGCAUUUUUGAGUUCACACUCUAGUUGUAAAAUAUGUAUGUAUAUGACGAGUCCAGGGGAAAAACGGCACAUGUCCAUUUUUUGUCAAAAAUAAACUAAUGAUGAGGUCUUGUAGCAUUUACUGAGCACUUUAUGAUGCCAUUCAUACUUUUAGAAAGCAAAUUUAAGCCUUUGUAAAAAAAUGAAUAAAUUAUGUGCCUUUUGCAUUACCUAAGUUGUAUGGGGAACAAAAUUUUAAAAUGCUUUUAUCUCGGAAUGAAUUGGAAUGAACUUGAGCUGUUUUUCCCCUGGGCCCUUCAUAUGUAUAUACUAUACAUGUAUAUGUAGAAAUCGAUAAAUAUUCGAAUUAAAAAAAGAAAAUAAUUGCAAAACAACUUUAAACUCUAUAAAAACAUUAGAAAAUUCAAUUUUCGAAAAAAAUGAGGCCAUGCCAAAAACGGUUUUCUUCGUUAUGAACUUUGAAAAUAAUAAUUUGAACCCUUAGGACAUGUAGAAUUCCCAAAUUACAAAUUUUGCUUCCCUAAAGCUUGAUAAAAGUAACAUUAGCAUCUGAUGUAAGGCUUUAUAGAAGCAAAAUUGUAAGUUGAAUGUGGAAAGAAUACCUGUUCCUCAUCAUGACCAAGUCCGCUUGUCAAUGUUAAGAUGUUGAAAUCAAAUUUGUUCUAGUUAAAAUUCCGUUGUUGGCUGUUAUUAUUACAAAGAUUAAAAUUUUGCAGUUGUAUUUUAAGAACUUGUAUUAUGAUGCAUGUCUUCUCUAAGAAGUUCGUUUAAUGUUGAUUGUAUAAUCUCUCCCCUUUUUAGUGUGAGUUUAUAACACUCAGGGUAAUUCUUCUGAAAGAACAGUGUAUUAUAACAUAAAACCCGUGACUUCUUGCCUAAGUCUUCUCUAUAUCACAAAGCCAAAUCGAAAUAGUCGUUGCUUCGGCUUUUUCUUGCAAAUUGCGUCGUAGAUGUCACAGUAUUUACAUGUCAUUUCUUUUGAUUGAUAUCAAAAGUUUAGUACUAUGAUUUAAUUUAGUUCUAUAGGAACAAAUUCACUUCCAGGAACUAGUAACAAAAAAAGUUCACAAUUCACACUUCAAUUAUUUUUUUUUUUUUCGUUUCAUUUUGAUUAACUUGCCACAGUUAAUAAUGCAAGUACACAAAGUAGGAAGUGUUUGCUUUAUAAGCCAACAGGUCCUAAUUUAUUGAUCCAUCUUCCAUAAUCCAUUAAGAAAUUAGUUUCUACUAGUAUUUGAAUUGAACUAAUUUCCAUAUAAACGACAUUCGGCAAAAUGUUUCUAUUGAAGUUAGUAAGACUUUUGUACUUAGUUCUUGGAGUUAUUGGUUGCAAUAAUUUCGAACAUAAUUUAAUACAUCGAAUUUACAAUGAAAGUGAUUCAGUGACAAGUGUUGUUUUUAUUGGUUUUGAAAAUAAUGAAUUUCUGCAUAAUUUUUUAGCCCAAAAUGACAAUAUUCCUGUGAUAAUAUUUACAUCUCCUCCACGAUUUUAUCACAAAGAACAAUUUUACAGAAAUGCGAUAUUAGUUGUACAAUAUUGUGACAAAAUUGGAUAUAUUUUUUCGAAUUUAAUUCGUUACAUUCGAGUUCGAAAAAAUGUUAUAAUUAUUUCUGAUAACAUAGAGACUAUGAAAAGUGGUUUUAACUACUUCCAAAGAAAUAAUUUUACAAGAAUUUUCGGAACCGAUAGAAAAAGUCAAUAUGCAUUUCUGCCUUAUUCUAACAAUCCAGUUCAAGAAAUCUCUCAAGCGAAACCUCUUCCGAAUCCGUUGGAAAAUUUAAAUGGCUACGUAUUUCGAGCUGGUGUUCAAUAUGAUUCUCCCAGAGUUUUUUGGUAUUCGGAUAAAUCCGGUCAAACUAAAAUUGCAGGCUAUGCUGGGGAACUUUUUUUGAACUUUCUCCAAAAACACAAUGCGACCAUUGAAGCAAUAUUUAUUAAAAACUUCAAAAGUCAAUUCACUUAUAGGGAAAUCAUCACCCACAAAAUGGACGUCAAAAUGGUUGCAUGGAAUGGAAAUGAACGAGUUCGGCUGAGUUAUCCUCUGGCACGAGUUGGUUGGGUUAUCAUGGUGCCACUAAAUGGCCAUUUAAAUCCAAAUCAGUACUUUCUUAGACCUUUUUCGUUAACAUCUUGGAUAUGCAUUGGAAUAAGUUUCGUCUUCAUAGUUUUUAUGGAUUUACUGAAGGACCGUUUGACAGAGCAGCCUGUUAACACUUGGAAAUGCACAGCUCGAACUGUUCUAACACUUUUAAAUAUGCCUGCAAAUGGAAAAAUCCAUCGAGCUUAUAGAUUUCAUUGUCAAGUUAUGAUUUUUUCAUUUGUUCUUGUCAAUCUUUAUCUGAUUUCUUUGACAUCUUUUCUGACAGUUUUCAUUAAAGUUAAACAAUAUGACACAAUAGAAGAAUUAAUUGAUAAUAAUGUACCGAUGAUGGUUUCACCAUUUGGCUAUGAAAUAGUUCUUAGCAAAAUUGCUGAUAAAGGAAUAGAGAAAAUAUUGAAAAAAUUCGAUGAAGAAACGGUUUUAAAUGCUAGAACUUAUUACACAAAUACAAGUUACGCUUAUGCUAAUGAUAUUGAUUCAGCUGAAUUUUUUCUCAAAUUGCAUGCGAAAUAUUCUAAACCAAAAUAUCAUUUAAUUCGUGAAAGUUAUCAAGAUCAUUUUAUUGGAUUUCUUCAAAAUCGUGAUUCACCAUUUAUUGAGAUAUUGGACAGGUGUAUAAUUCAAAGUAUGAGUGGUGGAUUGUUGGAUAAGUGGACAAGUGAUGCUGUGGAAAUUGUAAGACAAGGGAAAUUUGUUCAGAGAUCGACUGGUCGUAAAAUUUUAAGACCUUUAACAAUAGAUCAUUUGCAAUUUGCUUGGACUGUUCAUCAUCUUGGUGUACUAUUCAGUGUUGUUGUUUUUUUGAUUGAAAGAUAUAAAAUUUUUAGAAAAUGUUUUUUGUAGUUUUUAGUUUUUAGAAAUAUAAAUAAAAGAAAUUGGUUUGCUAAGAAAAUGUGCACUGACAGUUAUUAUUUUUGAAAAGGAUUUGUCUUGUAAGAAAUGGGACUUCUGAAAUAAAAAUUCUUCAUAAUGUUUAAGGACUUUUAUAGUAAAAUUUGAUGUAAAAACGCCCCUUUAAAAAAGCAACUUUCUGAAAUAAAAAGUCUUCACAAUUUAAAAAGGCUAUUUGAAGUAAAAAUUGAUGCGUCGUGAUGUAAAAAGACCUAAUUCAAAAUGCGACUUUCUGAAAUAAAAAUACCUCAUUAUGUAAAAGGACUUCCCGUAGUAAAAAUUCAGACUUCGUGGUGUAAAAAGACGUCAAUAAAAAUGCGACUUUGUAAAAUAAAAAAGUUUUUAUAAUGUAAAAGGACUUUUUGAAGUAAAAAUUGUUUAGUUGUAAUGUAAAACGACCUCAUUUAAAAUGCAACUUUCUGAAAUAAAAAGUUUUUAUAAAGUAAAAGGACUUUUUGAAGUAAAAAUUGAUGCUUCGUGAUGUAAAACGACGUCAUUAAAAA
This is a messenger RNA of Episyrphus balteatus (marmalade hoverfly), 3648 nucleotides long. RefSeq lists its product as uncharacterized. The record is from RefSeq and is a predicted model, not a curated record. NCBI's taxonomy places the organism in Eukaryota, Metazoa, Arthropoda, Insecta, Diptera, Syrphidae. Bases 1427 to 3097 code for a protein of 556 amino acids. The transcript has a single exon.